This is a messenger RNA of Polypterus senegalus (gray bichir), 1952 nucleotides long. RefSeq names its product SET and MYND domain containing 3 (gene smyd3). Gene Ontology annotation, cellular component: nucleus. Lineage: Eukaryota; Metazoa; Chordata; Cladistia; Polypteriformes; Polypteridae. The coding region runs from base 294 to 1577 and encodes 427 amino acids. The transcript is spliced from 12 exons. Gene Ontology annotation, molecular function: histone methyltransferase activity; protein binding. The record is from RefSeq and is a predicted model, not a curated record.
AACAGUAUUUUGCAGGAAGCUAUGUUAAGAUAUUUUCAGUUACGCAUUGAGUAUUUUGUAGAUACUGUGUCUCAAAGCUGCUUAUUUAAGUUCACGAAUAUAAAAUUCUCAAGUAAAUUUUAACCUGACUACGAAAGCCUCAGUGAAGCUACUCCGCUGUUCCUGAUUUGUGUCGUCCCCGAUCACGUGACGCUGCUGCCCCGCGAGCGCACUCUGGCCUCACGUGGCUGUCAUCGCGACGAGUCGUGCCGAGGUUACAGCCACUCUCUCCAAUCACUAGUCCUUGCAGAGUAAUGGCGCGGAGGCUCGAGCGGUUCUGUGAGCAGCGGAAAGGAAAUGGUUUGCGAUCCACGAGUGUCAUCAAGCCCGGGGAGCUACUCUACCGCGCCGAGCCGUUCGCCUGCAUCGUGUCGAAGAAAGGGAGAGGCGCCGUAUGCGAAGGUUGCUUCUUCAGGAAAGAGAAUCUUCUGAGAUGUUCACAGUGCAAGAUUGCAAGAUAUUGUAAUGCAAGUUGCCAGAAACAGGCCUGGACAGAGCACAAGAAGGAAUGCAAGUGCCUCAAAAGCUGCCAGCCUAAUGUGCCCACUGAUUCAGUGAGACUAAUCGGAAGAAUAAUUUUUAAACUGAUGAACAAUUCAUCAUGUCCUUCAGAGGAGCUAUACUUCUUCUCAGAACACAAAUCACAUAUUGAAGAUUUAACUACAGAAAUGAAGGAAGGACUAGUACAGCUGACAAUCAUGCUGCAGCAUUAUUUGAAAGAAGAAAUGCAAGAGGUGUUCAAGCUGUCACUUUGUGCUAAUCUGCUCGAGCUCUUCGCCAAACUGACCUGUAAUUGCUUUACUAUCAGUGAUGGAGAGAUGCAAGAAAUUGGUGCUGGACUCUACCCCAGUAUGUCUUUGCUGAACCAUGACUGUGACCCAAAUUGUUUGAUUGUGUUUGAAGGAAAACAUCUCUUUCUGCGUGCAAUAAGAGAGAUCCAGCCCAGUGAAGAGCUCACUGUCAGCUAUAUUGAUGUACUGACCACUGCCCAAGAGCGACAAAUGCAGCUCAAGAAUCAGUAUUGCUUUCUGUGUGAAUGUCGCCGUUGCAAGACAAAGGACAAAGAUGAAGACAUGUUGGCAGGAGAUGAACAAGCCUGGAAAACAGUCAAAGAGUCCAUCCCUAAAGUGGAGGAGCUUCAGUCUCAGAAGAAUUGGGAAGAGGUCUUGGCUGUGUGCCAGACCGUCAUAGAUAACAAUCAGGAUGUUCUUCCAGACAGAAACAUCUAUCUGCUUAAAAUGCUUGACUGCGCCCUGGACGCCUGCAUUAAUCUUGCCUGUUGGGAUAAGGCCCUGCAUUAUGGCAUCCGAACAUUACAGCCCUAUGGACUAUAUUACACAGGAUUCCACCCCCUGAGAGCCAUACAACUCAUGUUUGUGGGCAAAAUUCAGUAUCAUCAGGAGAUGUUUAAAGAGGCUUUUGAAACUUUAAAGGAGGCUUUUCAGAUCAUGAAGGUGACCCAUGGACAAGAGCACCACCUAAUACGUGACCUUCAGCAGCUAAUAGAAGAAUGUCAAAUUGAAGUCAACAGAUCAUGAAGAUUUCCUUUUAGUGCUCCUUCUGAAAGUAAGCUUUGGUAAAGGAUCAGCAGAACACUUCACUGAGCACUGGUGUCCCAAAGAGAUUUCGCAGAAAGUAUAAGAAAUAUGGCAUAUUAAAUCCCUUUGAAUUAAAUAAGGUCUGGUAAUUUAGUUAAAUAUAUUUGUGUAAGAUGUAUUAAUACACAGCUCAUAUAUCACCUACUGUGUACAUCAUAAAUUAACACAGAGGUUUUUCUUCGAUAUUUAGGCUCUCUUUUAAUUUGUCCGCCAGUUUUGACUUUGUGUGCAGUCAACCAAGGUGAGUCUGGCACCUCGAAUAAGAGCCGGCACAACGGGCAGCAGUUCUGAUUACCCGGCUGUAAAGGUUUUUUU